Pelobates cultripes (western spadefoot toad) is the source of this 42536-nucleotide messenger RNA. The record is from the annotation of a GenBank genome assembly. NCBI's taxonomy places the organism in Eukaryota, Metazoa, Chordata, Amphibia, Anura, Pelobatidae.
CUUGGCUUCCACAUUCGCAUGUCUAUAAGAUAAGCGUCUGAUCUGCAGGUGUUACAAUUAUUUUACAAAUUCCAUUGAAAAGAGAAUCUAUUCUGGAGGAACCGUUUCCUUGAAAAAAAAAAAGACAGACUUUUAACUUAACCCAGAAAUAACAGGUUAGUAAACUUUAAGAACAGAGAGAACUGGCAGGUCCAUUGAUGAAUUCAUUCUAUAUGUAUAUUGCAUGAUAUAAAACGUAGCAUUUAUUGAAUGAACAGAUGAUUAUUUAAUCAGAAAUCAUCAGAAAUAAUUGAAUAAGAAUCAAAAAAACAAGAUUUCUAUUUAGAACAAAUGAAAAUGUUCGAGUUCAAAUAUUAAAAUCCUACAAAUCUAUUGUUUUCGAGAAAUUCACUAAACAUUGGGUUGUGCAGUAAAUAUUUUAUAUGAUAGUCUGUGACGUUUAACAAUUUGGUUUAUUUUUACGUAUCAUUUAUUGUUUAUUAAGCCUUUGUGCCUUGAAUAAUGCUAGUAAUGGUUUUCAUGUGGAACGUACUUGAAUAUUCCUUGAAUUGUAAAAAUGUAAUCUAAUCUAAACCCAACUCCAUUAAUCUUAGAGGUCAGUAAUUUCAAUAUAAUUACUUUUAUAAUCAAAUUUAAAUUUAUAAAAAAAAAAAAAGGAAAUAAACUAAAAAAAAAUGAAGGGGUUAAAUGCUUGCAAUAUGUUUUGUGUUAUUACUCUAUGGUUGAUGUACUAAGCAGAGUACAGUGGUGAAUUAAAAAAACAAAAUAAUGAUUGCAGAGUGUGUGUUUGUAUACUGUGCCUAUAAUGAUUGCAGAGUGUGUGUUUUUGUAUACUGUGACUAUAACAAUUGCAGAGUGUGUGUUUGUGUAGUGUGCCUAUAAUGAUUGCAGAGUGUGUGUUUAUGUAAGGAUGUAGUGUGCGCAUAAUGACAGCAGAGUGUGUGUUUGUAUACUAUGCCAAUAAUGAUUGCAGUGUGUGUGUGUUUGUGUAGUGUGUAUAGUGACUGCAGAGUGUGUGUUUGUGUAAUAAUGUAGUGCGUGUUUAGUGACUGCAGUGUGUGCAGAGUGUGUGUUUGUGUAACGAUGUAGUGUGUGUAAAGUAACUACAGAAUGUAUUUAGUGACUGUAGAUUUUUUAUGUAUGGUGUAUUGUGAAUGUAGUGUGUGGGUAGUAAAUUAAGAACAGUAACUCGAAAAGAGAUACAGUGGUUGCCCUUCACACAUAGACAGGGGGAGGGUAUAACCGAAUCUCCCUCUUAUAUGGAGGAAGUUCACCUAAACUGGGCUCCGCGAGAGGGGGUAACCCUUAAUUGAGAUAAUAGAAUAACAGGAAAUCCCAGUGCUCUCCACUAAUAAGGAGCACAAUUUUUAUUACAAUAUAUUACAAAAAAAAUAAACAAAAAAGUAGCCUGAUAUUUAGUGAUAAUCCAAUUAUGUCUGAGGGAUAGGGGAGGAAGGUGAUAGAAACAGACAAAUUAGUUGCUAUAUAGAAUGCAUAGACAAUUCACAAUAUGACAUAUAACAAGUUAGAAAUCCAACAGUACUAUGAACUGUCAAGAGUUAACCGUACUGUUUUUUGUUAGAGUGGAAGGUGGAAGGGAAGGUAGAGUGGAAGCUGACUCAAUGUAGUACUCAAUAAAUAUUUGCUGAAUUGAUGCAAUAAUAGAAUGUCAGAGCAUAAACACAAGAAAGGAGUCACGCUAUAUUAACUGACAUCUCUCUUAGAAGUGAGUGUGACAACAAACGAUAUAAAAACCCAAACAAAUAAAAACUAACAGAUAACCCCCAUCUAUGAAUGUAAGAGGUUGCCCACGGCUAUCCCUCCGCUAAACCUAUGCCCUGCAAUGAGUACACCUGGACCUGGCUAGAGAAUUUACAAGAGUCCCUUGUUAUAGGACCCCACCAGCCCUGCUUAAAAAUACAAUUCUUUGCACCAGUCCCAUAAGUGUCUUGUGUGGUUGCUGGCAGGACUUUAUCCAUGGGCCCAUUGCCAGGCUUCAGCUCGCGGUGAAUGAGGGCCAUCCGAGGGAGUGUGUGACGCCGAAGGUGGCUUCCCAUGAGGAUCUGUGGUCUAUGAAGGCCACAGGGAGCAGCAGGAUCAGGCUGACGGCUUCUGAGCUUUUUCGCCCAGCAUGUCUUGACUUGGCGGUGUUCCGUGAGGGGCCAGGUUCGGUCAAAGCUGUAGUGACAGGCUUUUUAAUCUGCUGCUGGGUUCUAUUCCAGAAUUGCCUCCGGAAGUGCUUAAAUGACAUGGCUAUGCGGUCUUUCUGUGUGGCCCAGGUCAUGGGAAUUAGGGAUGCUAAGGGCAUUGUGUCGAUGGCCAUCUUAGCUUGCGGGGUUUAGUAAUCCAGCACCGUGGGAUCCAUCAAGUCUAGGCUAGGUGAGUGUGAGUGUGACAUCACCCCAGGGAGGAGCGGGAUAAGCCCAUUGGUCCAUGGGUAUAGGGGUAGGGUUGGAGCAUGCUUGAUCUCUGUAGUCAACUCAAGAACGAAGAGAGCAGGCACCUCUCCUCACCUCGGACUGCCACAGGCUGCAAGGUGAACAUAUAUAUAGAGAUAAAUGCUAUAUAUCUGUGCGCAUAGGGAAUGUGAGGCCAAGGACUCCAGGACUGCCAGGCCCAUGACAAUCGUCACGGUUGUCAUGUCCUGAGGGCGGCUCUGUGUUCCUCCAACUAGCCUCUUGAGUGUCCCUUUUACAAGGAGGACCUGGAAAUAACACUUGUGGUGCCGAGUCACCUUGAAAAUAUUUUUGCUAAUAUUAGCAGUAGGUUAAUGUGCUAAAUACCAUUGACACUGACCGCGCUACCUGGGGGGUCGUGCUCCAACAUGGCGUCCUUGUGAAGUGAGAGAGAAAUGCGGUGUGGGAGCAUGAGGUAGGUGAGUGUGGGAAUGAGGUCUUGAUAAGGCGUUGUCAAAUUCCAACCCUCCCCAAAGAUUGUUGUUGUACUACAACUCCCAAAAUAGUUUGAAUGCAAUUCAAGGGCAGAGAAUUAUUGAGAAUUGUAGUCCACAAAUAUUUGGUAGAUAGGGUUUGACAGCCUUGGUUUAACCCCUUAGUGACCGUGGACGUGCAGGGCAUGUCCUACAAAAAACGGUCCAUAAGGACUGUGGAAGUACCUUGCCCAUCCGUAGCUAAUUAGAGUGCUAGAAGCGAUCAUGAUCACUUCCAGCAGCUCUAACGGUAUUGCAGCAAGACAAUACCCCCCCUCACUGCCGGAUCCCCAUGUGAUUGCUCGCCCAGAGUGAUCACGUCCGGGUUUCCCCACGUGGAGCUUCUGAUGCUCUGCCUGUAUGCUGAGUGUUUCGGGGGGUCGUUAAAAUUCAAAUUUAAAUUAACAAAAUGUUUAAAAAAUCAAAAAUGAAAGAUGUCAUGCCAUCUGUGUGGAACCUGAAGCUUGGCCAUCAUUGGACCUUCCAACAAGACAAUGAUCCCAAGCAUACCUCAAAUUCCACCAAGGCUCGGUUUCAGAAGAAGUCCUGGAAAAUUCUGCAAUGUCCAUCACAGUCACUUGACUUGAACCCCAUAGACAUCUCUGGUGGAAUUUGAAGAAGGCAGUUGCAGCACACAAACGCAUUAGUUACGUUAAUAGUUAGAAUAGUUACAAUACGGACGUUCUUCAGGUUUCUGAAGUCCAUAUUUAUCAUCCAUCUGCCCAUCCAUCUCAGAGGUUGAAUAAACCUAAUCCACUACUGUGUAGCAUUUACAUCAAGAUCACAAACAAAAACAGUAAAUUGAAACAAUCACUUACUUUUACAAAAAAAUAAAAUCAUUUUUAAUCAUUCCUUCUGUCUGUCUUAUGAGAAGCUAAGAACAAUUUAUCAAAACUUACUUCCUUUUAUGAUGCUUAAACCUGUAGACUAGCAGAAAGCUAUCUAACCACACCUUAAACUAUCCCACCCACUGUACCUAUCUACUCACUGUAUAUACAAUAUAUAUAUAUAUAUAUAUAUAUACAAUGGAUUCAUAAAUGGACCUGCCAGUUCUCUCUGUUCUUAAAGUUUACUAACCUGUUAUUUCUGCUUUAAGUUAGAAGUCUGUCCUUUUUUUUUUAAGGAAACCGUUCAUCCAGAAUAGAUUUUUUUUUUUCAAUGGAAUUUGUAAUAUAAUAGUAACACCCGCAGAUCAGAUGCUUAUCGUAUUGACAUGUGAAUGUGGAAGCCAAGAAAACAGUGGUAAUAAAAAAACAGGUGAGUUUCUAGCUAAAUAGAAACAUAGAACGUGAUGGUUCUUAUCUGCAGUUACAUUCUAUGUUUCUAUGAAGCUAGAAAUUCACCGUUUUUUUAUCACCUCCGUCCACAUGGCUUACACAUUCACAUUUUAAUAAGAUAAGCAUCUGAUCUGCAGGUGUUACUUUAAAAAAAAUCUAUUCUGGAGGAAUUGUUUCCUUGAAAAAGAAAGAAGACAGACUUUUAACUUACAACAGAAAUAACAGGUUAGUAAAUUUUAAGAAUAAAGAGAACUGGCAUGUCCAUUUAUGAAUUCCUUGUGUAUAAAUUGCAUCAUACCAAAUAUAGCAUUUAUUGAAUAAACAGAUGAUAAUUUGUUUUAUACAUAUAUAUAUGCAGCAGCUGCAACCACACCAAGGGUUAAUUGUGAGUACAGCCUGUAUACAGUUUAUUGAUUAUGUUAAUGUACUUGUUGGUUAUUUAAACACUGUUGUUUGUAUUGCCCUGUAUCCUGACGAAAGUUCCUUAGAGAACUGAAACGUUGAUCUUCUGUGGCAGAUGCCUGUAUAAAAAGCUACGUUUUUUUCAUGAUAUUUUCGAAGUACUUGGAGUGCUAUCAUUUCUUUAUUUCUAUUAUUUGGCUGUUAAGCACCGGGCUUUUUACUAUUAAUCCAGGAGUGCAAGCAAUUGGAACUAUAUAUAUAUGUCUAUUUGUUUUUCAAAAGUAUACAAAUCACAUUUCCAUACAUAUAGACCAAUACAUAAACAAAAGACAGAAACACAUGAACAAAAACAUUGCAGUUUUAUAUUAAAUUUAUUUUCUCUUCUCUCUUUUAUAUAUAUAUAUACAUAUAUAUAUAUAUAUAUAUAUAUAUAUAUAUAUAUAUACAGUUGCAAGAAAAAGUAUAUGAACCCUUUGGAAUGAUAUGGAUUUCUGCACAAAUUGGUCAUAAAAUGUGAUCUGAUCAUCAUCUAAGUCACAACAAUAGACAAUCACAGUCUGCUUAAACUAAUAACACACAAAGAAUGAAAUGUUGCCAUGUUUUUAUUGAACACACCAUGUAAACAUUCACAGUGCAGGUGGAAAAAGUAUGUGAACCCUUGGAUUUAAUAACUGGUUGAAACAAUAACUUCAACCAAACGUUUCCUGUAGUUGCAGAUCAGACGUGCACAACGGUCAGGAGUAAUUCUUGACCAUUCCUCUUUACAGAACUGUUUCAGUUCAGCAAUAUUCUUGGGAUGUCUGGUGUGAAUCGCUUUCUUGAGGUCAUGCCACAGCAUCUCAAUCAUGAGGUCAGGACUCUGACUAGGCCACUUCAGAAGGCGUAUUUUCUUCUGUUUAAGCCAUUCUGUUGUUGAUUUACUUCUAUGCUUUGGGUCAUUGUCCUGUUGCAACACCCAUCUUCUGUUGAGCUUCAGCUGGUAGACAGAUGGCCUUAAGUUCUCCUGAAAAAUGUCUUGAUAAACUUGGGAAUUCAUUUUUCCUUCGAUGAUAGCAAUCCGUCCAGGCCCUGACGCAGCAAAGCAGCCCCAAACCAUGAUGCCCCCACCACCAUACUUCGAAGUUGGGAUGAGGUUUUGAUGCUGGUGUGCUGUGCCUUUAUUUCACCACACAUAGUGUUGUGCGUUUCUUCCAAACAACUGAACUUUGGUUUCAUCUGUCCACAGAAUAUUUUGACAGUACUGCUGUGGAACAUCCAGGUGCUCUUGUGCAAACUGUAAACGUGCAGCAAUGUUUUGUUGGGACAGCAGUGGCUUCCUCUCUGGUAUCCUCCCAUGAAAUCCAUUCUUGUUUACAUGUUUUAGUUUUAGUGUUUUACAUAUUGUAGAUUCGCUAACAGGGAUGUUAGCAUUUGCCAGUGACUUUUGUAAGUCUUUAGUUGACACUCUAGGAUUCUUCUUCAUCUCGUUGAGCAGUCUGCGCUGUGCUCAUGCAGUCAUCUUUACAGGACGGCCACUCCUAGGGAGAAUAGCAGCAGUGCUGAACUUUCUCCAUUUAUAGACAAUUUGUCUUACCGUGCACUGAUGAACAGCAAGGCUUUUGGAGAUACUUUUAUGACCCUUUCCAGCUUUAUGCAAGUCAACAAUUCUUAAUCGUAGGUAUUCUGAGAGCUCUUUUGUGCGAGGCAUCAUUCACAUCAGGCAAUGCUUCUUGUGAAAAGCAAACCCAGAACUGGUGUGUGUUUUUUAUAGGACAGGGCAGAUGUAACCAAUACCUCCAAUCUCAUCUCAUUGAUUGGACUCCAGUUGGCUGACAUCUCACUCCAAUUAGCUCUUGGAGAUGUCAUUAGUCUAGGGGUUCACAUACUUUUUCCACCUGCACUGUGAAUGUUUACAUGGUGUGUUCAAUAAAAACAUGGCAAAAUUUCAUUCUUUGUGUGUUAUUAGUUUAAGCAGACUGUGAUUGUCCAUUGUUCUGACUUAGAUGAUGAUCAGAUUACAUUUUAUGACCAAUUUGUGCAGAAAUCCAUAUCAUUCCAAAGGGUUCACAUACUUUUUCUUGCAACUGUGUGUAUAUAUAUAUAUAUAUAUAUAUGUGUGUUUUUUUAGGUAUGUAUUUACUUUUUUUUGCUCUACUUAAUAUUGAAAUUGUAAGGUUCAUUCUGUUGUGUAUAUACAAGUUUUUGUCACACUUAGACAUUUGAGACAAGACAUGAUUGUUUAUUCUCGUUUCUCUCUUCAUUUUUUUAUAUAUAUUCUUUUUUCUCUCGGCUUCUUUUCCUCCCUUUCUCUUUCUUUUUCUUUAUUCUUUCCUUCCUUGUGUUUUCCUUUUCAUUCUAUUUUUCAUUUUUCUUUCACUUUCUCCCCUCCUAUUCUUCCCUUUCCCCUUCUUUCUCUUUCCUUUGCUCCCUCUUCUCUGUGCUCCAUGUCUUCUCAUUUUCUUUGUUAUUCACAAUUUUUCCAUUUAUUCUUGUUUAAUCUUUUGGAUCCAAUCUGCCCAUCUCACUUCUUUUUUAUAUAACAAGUUAAAAUAUUUGUUUUGUUAAAUACCUUGUUCCAUUCGACAUUAAAUUAUAAUUUGAUUUUUUAUUUCUUCCAUAUUAGGUGGAUUGGUACAUUUCCAUUUUUUUGCGAUGUUUAUCUUAGUUGCCAGUAGUAUAUGUAUUAUGAGGUUUCUUUUAUACCUAUACAUUCUUUGCCAACCAACAUGGAGUAGUGCUGUAUUUAAUUGUUGUCCAUUUUUUUAUCCAAUUAAAAAUAUUUUGCCAUAUCUUAAUUAUUUUGGGGCAUGACCACCAAAUGUCGAUAUAAUCCGCUCUCAUUGCUUCGCAUCUCUAACAUGUUGGUGGGUUGCUUGGAUAUAUUUUUGAUAGUUUUAGUGGAUCAUAAUACCAUCUGUUAACCAUUCUUUAUGGUUUAUUUUAGUCUGUAAUUCUUUAUUCCAAAUAUUCAUAGCUGGUAUAUGAGGAUAGUCCUCACAGAGAUACAUUAGAUGAGAUAUUUUUGUUAUCAUUUUACCUUUAUUUUGACCAUUUAAUAUUUGAGAAACUUAUUUUGUUUCCAUUGACUAAGAUCAAUAUCCUCUAUGUUUAUUUCUAUAAUUUCUAUUGGAAGGUUGUCUAUAAGUUUCCCUUCAAUUCUUAAAGGACCACUAUGGGCACCCAGACCACUUCAGCUUAAUGAAGUGGUCUGCGUGCCUGGUCCAUCUAGGGUUAACUCUUUUUUUCUAUAAACAUAGCAGUUUCAGAGAAACUUCUAUGUUUAUAUUAGGGUUAAUCUAGUCUCUAGUGGCUGUCUCAUUGACAGCCGAUAGAGAGCUUCCGCGUUUCUCACUGUGAAAAUCACAGUGAGAAGACGCCAGCGUCCAUAGGAAAGCAUUGUGAAUGCUUUGCUAUGGACUGGCUGAAUGCGCGCGGCUCCUGCCGCGCAUGCGCAUUCAGCUGAAGAGGCAGAGAGGAGGAGGAGAGCUCCCCGCCCUGGAGAAAUGUACCGGUACUUACCUUAUCCGGGGGCGGCCGAGGUCCUCUAUUCUCGCUGCAGACGGUCCUAGAUCUCAUCAACUAUCUCAUUGAUAUAGACAAUAGGAUUUGUGACAGACUCUAUACCAAGAAUAGGAAUAGACAUUUUGUUACAUUAAAUACUCCUAGGUUUGCUAAUCCUGAGAGUUCCAAGGUAUCAGAGGAGGAACCCAUGCAAUUAGGGGUUGCCAAACACUCUGAUGCUGAAAAAUUGUAUAGGAGAAAGGAGGGAGUUUGCCUGUACUGUGGUAGGAAAGGCCCUAUCAUAAUGUCACGGUAGUGCAAAAUAUAAAAUGGUGGUGAGAGCACUCAAAUCAUGCAAAUACAAUAUUUUACCAGAACUUUGUUUGUUGGAAUAUCUAAAAAAACAUAAAACACAGAAACAUAGUAUAAUACUGUUUAAAAUAUGUGCAAAAUGUUGUAUGUGACUGGUUAAACUCACAUAUUUCUGAGUCACUUUAAAAGCUGACUCAGACUUAGGGUUUGUAUGGAGAUGAGAAAUCUCUAUUCUGGACGUCCUGUAUCACACCUUGUGGAUCCGCGCUGAUAGUAUCCUCUAAAAUUACUCCAGGAUGCAGAAAUCGAAUCCAAAUUGAUUUAUUAUUAAAAUACUUCACAAAAUUAAAAAUUAAUAGUAAAUACAGGUAAAAUGUCCUUUGUGUAUACCACAACGCGUUUCGGCACUCACAGCCUUUCUCAAGUGGUCUGUUUCUCAUCUCUCUAUUUGCUCCUUUAUACCUUCAAAUUUCAGCGCCCUUUCUCCGGCGUCCUGUGUGCCUUCCGUUUUCGUCAUCACUGUGCGACUUCCGGUUACGUUACGUGAUGACGUUUUUGUUUACAUCAUCUUUCCUUAGCCAAACGGCUACGUCAUGACGUCUUCCUGGUGCCGAACCCGGAAGCACUAACCGCGCCAUUUUAGAAAGUCUUUCGACAUGAAAAAUUUGCCAGUCUUUUAUCCAUUUCCAAAUACUUAAUAUAUACAUCUAUAUACGAGGAAAACCCACAUUAACAGACAAUUUAUCAACAAAAUGCAUAAAAUAGUCAUAAGAAUAUAUCAUUGAAAAAGAAGAACGGGGGAAAAAACAUUUUUAACGUAUAGAUUAAAUUAAAAUAAUAUAAUAUAUAAAAUAGUUUUAAAAAAGUCAUUUAAAACACUUAAUACUAUAUACAUGAAUUAAUCUCAAAAUCUAUGUUUAAACCAUAGGGGGACAGUGAUUCCAUAUUAAAAAUCCACUUCAUCUCUUUUUUACUAAGGAGGCGUUCUAUAUCUCCUCCUCUCCAGUGGGUUUUUACAGCCUCUAUUCCUAUAAAUUCAAAUCCACUGAUAUUCCCUCCAUGUACUUCCAAAAAAUGUUUAGAAACAUUGUGUAGGGUAAACUUUCUAUUUAUAUUAUAAAUAUGCUCCCUUAUCCUUAUCUUCAAUGUUCUUGAUGUCUUCCCAAUAUACUGUAAGCCACAGGGACAGACUAUCAUAUAAAUUAUAUUUUUUGAGUUGCAUGUUAUAAAGGAUUUUAUUUCAUGUUUUUUUGUUGUUCUUAAAAGAGAUAAAAUUGGUAACUUUUUUAUGUUUAUUCUUUCUUAAAAUACAGCCUCUACAUGUUCCACAGUAAUAAAAACCUUUUUCUUUCUUGAACAUAGAUGUAGUUUGGGGGUUUUUUUCUUUGUCUAAAAAACUCGAGGUUAAAACUUGCUUGAUAUUUUUCGCUCCUCUAAAAACCACUUUAGGUUGUGCUCCCAAAUAUUGAUGUAUCUCCUGAUCUUGUUCUAAGAUGUGCCAAUUUUUCUUCAUAAUUUUUUGCAACUGAUUACCGUGAGAACUGUAAUUAAAAAUAAUCGGUACAAUUUUAUCAUUUUCUUUUUGUUCUUUUGUUCUAUAUUUUAAGGUAUUAGUUCUUAAUUCCUGUCCUACUUCAUUUUUUAUAUUGGUUAGAGAAUCAUAGUUAUACCCUUUUUCUACUAAUUGACCAAUUAACACUUUUGUCUGUUCCUCAUAUAGUUCAGGCUCUGUACAGUUACGCUUUAUUCUUAAAAACUGUCCCUUUGGUAUAUUAGUUAGCCAGGGUCUAAAAUGACAACUUUUUAAAUUAAUAAAACUAUUAACGUCUACAGUUUUAAAAAAGGUUUUACUUUUUAUCAUAUUAUCUUCUAUAUAAAUAGUCAGAUCUAAAAAAUUAAUAGUCUGUGUGCUAAUUUCCCAGGUCAGAUUAAUAUUCCAAUUGUUUUUAUUUAAAUUAUUUAAAAAACAUUUCAGAGAUUCUUGCGUACCUCUCCAUAUUAAAAAAAUAUCAUCUAUGUAUCUCUUGUAGAGGACCAGAUUUGUCCCGAGCUCUGGCCUUGAGAAAAUCUCAGAUUCCUCCCAAUGGGCCAUAAAUAAAUUUGCAUAGCUCGGGGCAAAUCUGGUCCCCAUAGCUGUCCCCUUGGUCUGCAGAUAAAAAUUAUUCUCAAACCAAAAAAAAUUAUUAAAAAGGAUCAAUUGGAUACCCUCUAUAAUAAAAUCUGUUUGUUCGGGGUUCAAAUCUGUAUCAUUUUUUAAAAAAUGUCUAGCAGCCUCUUCUAUGAUCAAUAAUGGUAUAGAGGCUGCUGACAUCACAAGUGACCAUAGUAAAACCUUCCUCCCAAGUAAAACUGUUUAAAAUUUGUAAAAGUGACAUGGUAUCUUUAAGAUAUGAAGGACAUCUUUUAACAGGAUCUUGUAAAAAUUGAUCUAAAAACUGUGAUAAGGGUGAUAAUAAGGAACCAAUCCCCGAAACGAUUGGUCUUCCGGGGGGAUUUUCUGCAUUUUUAUGUACCUUUGGUAAAACAUAAAAAAACGGAAUUCUAGGGAAUUUUACAUUAAGAAAAUCAUAUUCUUUUUUAUUUAAUAACCCUAGUUCUAGUCCUUGAUUAAUAAAUUCACCCAAUUUUUUCUUUAUGUCCUCUAAAGGAUUUUUUUGCAAUAAAAGAUAUGUCUCGUGGUCUUGUAAUUGUUCAAAAAUUACUUUAAGAUAUUGUUCUUUUUUCCAUAUCACAACCCCCCCUCCCUUAUCGGCCGGUUUAAUGACAAUAGAAGAGUUUUUCUUCAAGUCCUGUAAUGCUUUCCUUUCAUUUUUAGUUAGAUUAUUUUGUUGUCCCUUAAUAGGUUCAAUUCUUCUCAAUUCCCUAGUGCAAACCUUUUCAAAAACCUUCAUAGCAUCUGAUUUUAAAUAACUUGGGAGGAAUCUGAGAUUUUCUCAAGGCCAGAGCUCGGGACAAAUCUGGUCCUCUACAAGAGAUACAUAGAUGAUAUUUUUUUAAUAUGGAGAGGUACGCAAGAAUCUCUGAAAUGUUUUUUAAAUAAUUUAAAUAAAAACAAUUGGAAUAUUAAUCUGACCUGGGAAAUUAGCACACAGACUAUUAAUUUUUUAGAUCUGACUAUUUAUAUAGAAGAUAAUAUGAUAAAAAGUAAAACCUUUUUUAAAACUGUAGACGUUAAUAGUUUUAUUAAUUUAAAAAGUUGUCAUUUUAGACCCUGGCUAACUAAUAUACCAAAGGGACCGUUUUUAAGAAUAAAGCGUAACUGUACAGAGCCUGAACUAUAUGAGGAACAGACAAAAGUGUUAAUUGGUCAAUUAGUAGAAAAAGGGUAUAACUAUGAUUCUCUAACCAAUAUAAAAAAUGAAGUAGGACAGGAAUUAAGAACUAAUACCUUAAAAUAUAGAACAAAAGAACAAAAAGAAAAUGAUAAAACUGUACCGAUCAUUUUUAAUUACAGUUCUCACGGUAAUCAGUUGCAAAAAAUUAUGAAGAAAAAUUGGCACAUCUUAGAACAAGAUCAGGAGAUACAUCAAUAUUUGGGAGUACAACCUAAAGUGGUUUUUAGAGGAGCGAAGAAUAUCAAGCAAGUUUUAACCUCGAGUUUUUUAGACAAAGAAAAAAAACCCCAAACUACAUCUAUGUUCAAGAAAGAAAAAGGUUUUUAUUACUGUGGAACAUGUAGAGGCUGUAUUUUAAGAAAGAAUAAACAUAAAAAAGUUACCAAUUUUAUCUCUUUUAAGAACAAAAAAACACAUGAAAUAAAAUCCUUUAUAACAUGCAACUCAAAAAAUAUAAUUUAUAUGAUAGUCUGUCCCUGUGGCUUACAGUAUAUUGGGAAGACAUCAAGAACAUUGAAGAUAAGGAUAAGGGAGCAUAUUUAUAAUAUAAAUAGAAAGUUUACCCUACACAAUGUUUCUAAACAUUUUUUGGAAGUACAUGGAGGGAAUAUCAGUGGAUUUGAAUUUAUAGGAAUAGAGGCUGUAAAAACCCACUGGAGAGGAGGAGAUAUAGAACGCCUCCUUAGUAAAAAAGAGAUGAAGUGGAUUUUUAAUAUGGAAUCACUGUCCCCCUAUGGUUUAAACAUAGAUUUUGAGAUUAAUUCAUGUAUAUAGUAUUAAGUGUUUUAAAUGACUUUUUUAAAACUAUUUUAUAUAUUAUAUUAUUUUAAAUUUAAUCUAUACGUUAAAAAUGUUUUUCCCCCCGUUCUUCUUUUUCAAUGAUAUAUAUUUUUUCCCCUUUUUUAGGACAAUAAUACCUCUUCUUAUGACUAUUUUAUGCAUUUUGUUGAUAAAUUGUCUGUUAAUGUGGGUUUUCCUCGUAUAUAGAUGUAUAUAUUAAGUAUUUGGAAAUGGAUAAAAGACUGGCAAAUUUUUCAUGUCGAAAGACUUUCUAAAAUGGCGCGGUUAGUGCUUCCGGGUUCGGCGCCAGGAAGACGUCAUGACGUAGCCGUUUGGCUAAGGAAAGAUGAUGUAAGCAAAAACGUCAUCACGUAACGUAACCGGAAGUCGCAGAGUGAUGACGAAAACGGAAGGCACACAGGACGCCGGAGAAAGGGCGCUGAAAUUUGAAGGUAUAAAGGAGCAAAUAGAGAGAUGAGAAACAGACCACUUGAGAAAGGCUGUGAGUGCCGAAACGCGUUGUGGUAUACACAAAGGACAUUUUACCUGUAUUUACUAUUAAUUUUUAAUUUUGUGAAGUAUUUUAAUAAUAAAUCAAUUUGGAUUCGAUUUCUGCAUCCUGGAGUAAUUUUAGAGGAUACUAUCAGCGCGGAUCCACAAGGUGUGAUACAGGACGUCCAGAAUAGAGAUUUCUCAUCUCCAUACAAGCCCUAAGUCUGAGUCAGCUUUUAAAGUGACUCAGAAAUAUGUGAGUUUAACCAGUCACAUACAACAUUUUGCACAUAUUUUAAACAGUAUUAUACUAUGUUUCUGUGUUUUAUGUUUUUUUAGAUAUUCCAACAAACAAAGUUCUGGUAAAAUAUUGUAUUUGCAUGAUUUGAGUGCUCUCACCACCAUUUUAUAUUUUGCACUUUAUUGACAUUUGGUGUGUUGGAGUGGUUCACACUAGGUGAUAGUAGCACCAUAAUUAUACUUUGUUCCUUAACAAAUUUUUUAUAUACUAUAAUGUCACGGUAGUUUACCCCAACACGCAAGAUUUAGUCCAACAAUUGACAAUAUAAAGCAAAUACGUCUUACCGGACCUUAGAAUGGCCGGACUCGAUGUAGAACAGAGAAUAGACAGAGUCAGGAACGAGCCGAGGUCAAGGGGACAAAGAGACAGCGAAAACAAGAACUAGCCAAGGUCUGGUACACAGGAAUCAGUAAGCUGGCAAACAAGACAAAACAGGGAUAAAGAGAAAAACGGAGUCAGAUACAAAGCCAAGGUCAAGCAUGAAAAAUCACAACUGAACACAACAAGCGCUAAAGGGAACUGAAAAAGAAACCACGAUAGGGCAGGGAGUUAAGGGAGAGGUAAGUAUAAAUACCCUAGUAUUUAAUUUGAUUGGCCCUUGUCAUAUCCACACCCCAAAAAUGUGAGUGUAUGGGGAAUGUGGGAUGCCAGGGGCCAAUGGGAGACCGUUUUACAUUUCGGCUCCCACUGUCCCUUUAAGAGCGUGCCCGAGAUGUGCGGCGCACUCUUAGAACUAGGUGGGACACGUGACCGCGGUCAGUGCCCGCCUUUGUCUGAAUAGAGGACCUCGCCGGCCCCCGGAUAAGGUAAGUACCGCUACAAGAAUGAGGUAAGUUUAUGCCCUUGCUCUCCAUCCAGCCCAGUGGGAGGGGGACCCUGAGGGUGGGGGCACCCUCAGGGCACUAUAGUGCCAGGAAAACGAGGAUGUUUUCCUGGCACUAUAGUGGUCCUUUAAUUUGACUUUAAAAUUCUUCCACAAGGAAUAUAGAUCUUUGAUCACCAUAGACCAUUUUAUUUUAUUUUUUUUAUCUGUUUUCAAUCUAAUUUCCAUAUUUUUUUUUUUAUAUUGCCUGUUUUGAUACUGUUCACUUCAAUUUGGUACCAAGAUUCUUAGAGUAUUAAUAAUGUGGCUUAUCUUACAAGCUUCAUUUAUUUGAAAGAUAUUUGGGAAACCUAGUCUUCCAUCUUUAUAUUUUAAAGAUAAUGUUUUCAGCAAGUUGUUUUGCUUUCUAUAUAUAUUUAUUAAAAGAUGAUUGAAUCAUUGUUAAUCAUGCUGUCUGUAUUUUUUAUAGAAUCAUGCGGAAAAUGUGUAGCCAUUUUGGAAGUAAAAAUGCUCUAAUAAUAUUGGUCCUUCCAAACCAUGAUAUUUCUACAUUUCUGAGUUUUUUAAGUUUUCUAUUCAUUUGUUUUAUUAAUGGUAAGACAUUAGUCUCUAUUAUAGUCUUUGGAUUUUUUGUUAAUUUUAUCCCCAAGUAUGUAAUUUCCUUUUUUAUCCAUUUGAAAUCAUGUAAACUUUUUAUUACUUUUUUCAUUACAUCGUUAAUGUUUUUAUCUAUUAUAAAACAUUAACCCUGCUCGUGUAGGACCGUCCACGGCGGGAAUAGAGGACCUCGCCGGCCCCCGGAUAAGGUAAGUACCGCUACAAGUAUGAGGUAAGUUUAUGCCCUUGCUCUCCAUCCAGCCCAGCGGGAGGGGGACCCUGAGGGUGGGGGCACCCUCAGGGCACUAUAGUGCCAGGAAAACGAGGAUGUUUUCCUGGCACUAUAGUGGUCCUUUAAUUUGACUUUAAAAUUCUUCCACAAGGAAUAUAGAUCUUUGAUCACCAUAGACCAUUUUAUUUUAUUUUUUUUAUCUGUUUUCAAUCUAAUUUCCAUAUUUUUUUUUUUAUAUUGCCUGUUUUGAUACUGUUCACUUCAAUUUGGUACCAAGAUUCUUAGAGUAUUAAUAAUGUGGCUUAUCUUACAAGCUUCAUUUAUUUGAAAGAUAUUUGGGAAACCUAGUCUUCCAUCUUUAUAUUUUAAAGAUAAUGUUUUCAGCAAGUUGUUUUGCUUUCUAUAUAUAUUUAUUAAAAGAUGAUUGAAUCAUUGUUAAUCAUGCUGUCUGUAUUUUUUAUAGAAUCAUGCGGAAAAUGUGUAGCCAUUUUGGAAGUAAAAAUGCUCUAAUAAUAUUGGUCCUUCCAAACCAUGAUAUUUCUACAUUUCUGAGUUUUUUAAGUUUUCUAUUCAUUUGUUUUAUUAAUGGUAAGACAUUAGUCUCUAUUAUAGUCUUUGGAUUUUUUGUUAAUUUUAUCCCCAAGUAUGUAAUUUCCUUUUUUAUCCAUUUGAAAUCAUGUAAACUUUUUAUUACUUUUUUCAUUACAGGGUUAAUGUUUUUAUCUAUUAUCAAUGAUUUCUCUAAUUUUAUGGCAAGACAGGAGGCUUUAUAUUUGCUUAUCUUUCUUUACUGUAACUCUCAGCAGCAAAGAAACAGUUAACAGCAGUGUAAAAAGUUUAACCAAUCAGCAUGCAUUACAGUAAUAUAAACUGCCAUCAAACUCCUCCCAAUUCCUCCUUCUUUGCUGCUUAGCCUCCCAGGUGAGUCUAUUCUAAUUAUACUCCUAUUAAUUCUCAAUUUUAGCUGACUAUUAUAUAUUGUAUAUCAUUUAAAUAUAUUUCAUACUGUUUCACUGUUUCUUCUAUUCUAUUUAUGUGCAAUUUUGCUUUUAUUAACUUAUGUUACAUGGGCUGACAUUCUAGUCAGCCCACAACUUCAGUUUACUUCACAUUACUUCACUUUUCUUCUCUUUAAUUAUAUUGUACUGUCAGUUUAAAUUCUCUAAAGGCACUGACACUUUCGCCACGGCACAAUUUGUGUUGCCCUGGCAUCUCCAUAACGACGCGUCCCGCCCUUUCUUUUAUGCCGCGGCCAUUUCUAUGAACUUUUCCCUGGCUUUUGUCUCAGCGCCAUCUUGUGGUAGCUUUAUGUGCGGAGGUUUACUUGCGUUUCGGCUCUAAACUGCAAACGCGACCUAGCUGUUUGGUAAGUAUAUUUUUCCCUUCUUAAAGCCCCAGAAUAGUUAGUUUAAUUAAAGAUAUACACCCAUAUUCAAAAUAUCAGUUUUUUUUCUUUCACAGAUCCCAACAAUUACUACAACAAGUUUACUCAAAACCCUUGCUUGAUUUUGAGGGUGACCCCCUCUAGCCUUUAUUCUGAGGGUGAUCCCCUCUAGCCUCUUCUCUAAGGGUGACCCCCUUUGCUGCCUCUGUACAGGGUAAUCCCUAUAUGAUUACACAGGUACAUACCUGUUAUUUGACCUUGGACAUUUUAUUGUCCUUUUCUCUCUGGGUGAACCCCACUGAUAAACUGUGGACGAACUCCACUUUUACAGGAUAAUUGUUCUCCUGCAUUUUACACACCAUCUAAGUUCACUGCCUCAUUGUAAAUAGUUUGUCUGCAUAUACAAAAAAAAAAAAAAAUACAAAAAAAAAAAUAUAAAAAAAAAAUAUAUAAAUUGUAAAUAUAAAUAAAUUAUAUACUAUAGUGGUGACCCCACUGUUACUGACAUUAUGUCGGAUUUGCCAGAACCAGCAGUUUCUGCUGAACUUAAGGCCUGGCUAUUCAAUGCCAUUACUGAGUCCAUACCCAAAGCUUUAGCGGCUUUCCGCAAAGAGACAGUCCCAGCCCCUAUGGCGACCAUUACCCAACUCUCAGACUCCAAGGAUUCUCAUGGUUCAGAACGUGAUGAAGCCCCUCGCAAACGCCCUUGGAAGGGCGAUAGCGCUACCGCCGGUAAAGGCAAAGCAUCUGCCAAACACCCUAAAGUUUCCUAUUCUAAACCCAAGCAGGCCAUCUCCCAACAUGAUUUUGACCCAUUUGAGGGUUCAACCUAAUUAUAAUCUCCAAGUGGUAGACGAAUACUACGCAGAACACUCGGUUAAUGAUGCUCCAAUUCAUAAGACAUCCCGAGACCUUUACCCUUCUGAUUCUGCAAUUAAUGAGCCCUCACUUAUACCUCUAGAGGAAUUCCACUUGGAGUCUAAUCUCACCUCUGAAAACCCUAACUUAAAAGAGGAUACCUUAUUUGACACCUCUGGCCGUCCUUUAUUAGACCCCAGAUGCAUCAGGCACCCUAGAUCUGCCGAAUGGACACCCCGGACCACAUUGCCAAAUACAGUAGAUUUGGCUCCGUUGGCUUUUAGAAAAAGAGGUGAGAGCCAAACUGAGGGCAGAAUGCCCACGCCCCACUAUCCCAGACAAGGUGGCCAAUACCACAAACAACACAAAACUUCGGGAUACGGCUGAAAGUAAAUCUGAAAAGAACAUAAAAAUAUACAAAAUAGUGAAGUACAAUUAACACACUUUUAUGCGCUGUAUAUAGAUGCACUCACAGGAUUGUGUAGAAUAUAUCGUUCAUAGGGUGCCUCCCCCGAUUGAGAUGGGGGGCUAGUAAUCGCCUGGCUCCUUUUGAAAAUCCUUAAUAAUGCUCAGGACUCCAGACGGGCAAUGGUAGGAAAAAAGGAUUUUAUUGAUAAAAGGUGAAUAGUCACCAUCAAUAUAAAAUAUAAUUAAAAGGAAAAACGGUAUGGUCCUACGCGUUUCGUUCUGUAAAGAACUUCAUCAGGGACCGUAUAUAAAAUAAAAUCAAUAUACAAUCAUAACAUAUAAAAAUAAUCUCCUAUUCCCCCCAUUCCCAAGUCCUCUUUAAAUAGGGCUAAUCCCUAUGGCCAUUGGUGGUUCCGUUGGUGGUGUCCAGUAUCCGUCACUUGAUUGGUUCCAUGGGGGAGCUGUUCAGCUGUUUCCCAUCCUUCUCGCAUUGCUGUAAUCAAAAUUGGCGCAUUCGGAUAACCGGAACCGGAAGUAUGGGUUGUACCACACGUCCGCGUUCCACUCGCGUUCCACAUGCGUUCCACCUGCGGCUCAUAUGCGUUACACCUUUGUUCCACUUCAACAUUAUUAUAUGAUCACAAAAUUCAAUAAAGAGCAAUAUAUUCAAUCUACUAGAGAAAAAUGGUAUUAGUAACUUCAUCAUUUGCAUAUUUUUUAUAUAAUUAAGCUUAUAACAAAUCACCAUUAUUUAAUUGCUAUAAUCAAACAGUGAGAAAAAAGUAUUUAUAAAAUGAGAAAUGUACAAACAUACAUAUUUUUUGGUUACAUAUAAUCCAAUCACCAAAAUUGUUUUUCUUUCCUUCUUCUCUUUCUUUUUGUAAUAUUUAAAGUGUAAUAUACACAAUUAAACUAUGUGGUAUAUAUUAAUACUCAUUAAUUAUUAAUAUAUAAUUAGUGCCAAAGUGCUAAUAUAGAAAUAAUAAUAAAUAAAUAAAUCUUAUAAUGUUCCUAUAAAAAUCUCCAAUAUUAAAGGGAGUUACACAUAUAUCUAAUAUUUCAAAUAAUUGUAAUAUGGACGUAUUUUAACCCAUUAUUUUCUUAUUUUUUGUUAUUAGAAUUCAAAUGACAAUAACCCAAAAAAAUACAUAAAACAUAAAAGUGUUUGAAAUAAGUAAUUAUAUGGAUCUUAGUCCAAAAAACAGACCAAGUCGAUGCCUAUAUUAAGACCCUUUGGUUCUAAGGUACUUAACGUACGUAUCCAGAAGGUUUCCCUCUGGGAUAAUUUCUUAACCCUAUCACCCCCUCGCCAGAAUGGAAAAACUCUUUCAAUACCCAUAAACUUAAAUUCCCUAAGGGAGAAAGAAGGACAAUUAGAACAGUGAGCCAAAACUGAAUGGGUUAUGUUUUUUUUCCUAAUAUUGUUUAAAUGUUCAAGUAUUCUGACCUUUAAAAUCCUUUUUGUGCGUCCCACAUACUGUUUGCCACACGGACAUUGCAGUAAAUAAACUACAUAGUCCGUGUGGCAGCUAAUCUCAGAUUUCACUUUGAAAAUUUCCCCUGUGGUGUUACUACAAAAAUCCUUAGUUCUUAACAACGAUGUAGUAGUACAGGCUUUACAAGUUCCACAGCCUCUAAAAGAACCAAAGGCUGGAGAAAUGUUGGUGUUAGGGUGUUUGAUAGCAUAGCUAGGAGCCAGUAGAUUCUUAAGAUUCUUAUUCUUUUUAUAGAUCACCAUAGGGCGGUCUGAUAAAGACCUUCCUAGAACUGGGUCCUGAAGCAAGAUGGGCCAGAAUUCUUGUAGGCUCUUUUAAAUUUUAUGAUGAUCAGUAUUAUAUUGGGUUAUAAAGGAUGAUUUAAAGUUUAUAUUAUUUUCAUUUACACUACCUUUAUCCUCCAAUAAUGAGUUGCGAUGCAACAAACUAAUGGAACGGAUUUCUUUAUCCAAUGAAUUUUUAUUAUAGCCUCUAUCAAUAAGCUUUUUUUUGAUGUGUGAUGAUUGAGCCUUAAAGUCCUGAAGAUUGGAACAGUUCCAUCUAACACGUGUAAACUGGCUCCUAGCUAUACCCCGUAACCAUGGUUUAUGGUGACAGCUUUGUUGAUGUACAAAGCCGUUACCAUCUGUGGGUUUGAAAAAACACCUGGUUUGUAUUUGGUCUUGGUCACAAAAGAGAACAAGGUCCAAAAAAUGGAUUUCAUGUUUAUUCCAUUCUGGGGUGAAAACCAAAUUAUACUGAUUACAAUUGAGAUAUCGAACAAAAUCCUGAAAAACAACCGAAGACCCCUUCCAACUAAUAAUAACAUCGUCAAUAUAUCGCCACCAUAGGACCAGGUUCUCCCUCCAGCCAUGCCCAGACCACACGAAGAGUUCUUCCCAUCUUCUCAUGUAAGUGUUGGCAUAGCUGGGGGCGAACCUGGUACCCAUGGCGGUCCCAGUGAUUUGUAAAUAAUAAUCACCAUUAAAGAAAAAAUAAUUGUGAUCCAAAAUAAAUUGAACUGAAGAUAAAAUAAACUCCCUAUGACCUACAGACAGUGUGCUGUCUCCAGACAUAUAAUAAUCAACUGACUCCAACCCUAAAUGAUGGCUAAUCACGGUAUACAGAGAGGUCACAUCUAGUGUGGCCCAACUGUAUUCCAGCUUCCAUUCGAUACAUUCCAACUCUUGUAAAAAAGAUUUGGUAUCUCGCACAUAAGAAGGUGCUCCCUGUGCGUAUUUUUGUAAAAAUGAAUCAACAUAAGCGGAUAAAUUGGCUGUUAAUGAAUGUACACCGCUAAUAAUGGGGCGUCCUGGUGGGUUGGGGAGGUGUUUGUGUGUUUUAGGGAGAAAAUAGAAAAUUGGUGUAACAGGUUUCUUCUGAAAUAAAAAAACAAAAAUUUUUGAGAAAUAAUCCCAUUAUUAUAUGCUUUAUCCAAUAAAGUUCCAAGCUCCAAAUUGAAGCGGAACUUGGGGUCAUUGGAAAGAGUAGUAUAGGUUUUUUUAUCCCCCAAGAUGUUAGCAGAUUCUUCUAGAUAAUAGGAGGUGGUCAUCAGAACUAUGCCGCCUCCUUUAUCCUCCUCCCUAAUUAUUAAAUCAUCGUGUUCCAUUAGAUUUUUUUGAAUUUUUUCUUCUCUCCUUGUAAGGUUAGAAGUUUGUGGUCUUUUCUUAUCCUUUAUAUUGAAAGACUGAAACGUUUGAUUCACCAUAUGUUCAAAUGUUUCUAAAAAUGGGCCCUUACUUUGUAUAGGAAAAAAAUGUGAUUUCGGUUGGAAUUUAUAGUUAGAAGGGGUUGUUGAAAUGUUUAGAGUAUCAUCUGAAGGUGAUGGAUUUAAAAGGAAAUGUCUCUUGAUAGUCAAUGAACGGAUACAUUUUUUUAAAUCUAUAAAGAGAUUGAAAUCAUUAGAGGUUUUACUGGGAGCAAACUUAAUUCCCUUAGAUAAUAGACCAAUCUCUUCAUCUGUCAAGGGAGUCUUUGUUAAAUUAAAAAUACCAUUUUCUAUUUCCCUUUGUUCCAAUGAGUAGGUGACCUGUGGUAAUUGAACUAAUCCUCUGUUCUCACCCUUUUCGUGGGUGAGUUCUGAUACAGAGGAGCAAAUCUGUUGGGAUGUUCCCAAGUUUCCAUCCUUGGGUGGAAAUAAUUGGUAAUUGUUUUUUCCUUUGGGCCCCGGGGUCUCCCCUGAAAAUGUAUUUCUCGAUCAUUGUAUUGUGUAUUGUUUCCCCGAGUCUCUGUUUUAUCUCUUGUAGCUCGAGCAUAUGUCUUUAAAUUGUAAGUCCUCUCGGGAGAUUUGUUCCUAAAUGAAUGAGAAGGGGUUGGUUCUCUAUUAAAUGUCUCUUGGUGGUCAUUUGAUCGAUCAUACUGAAAUCUAGAAUGUUUUUUUUGUAUGGCCCUAGAUUGGGAAUUAAUUCUUGUUCUAUUAAAGAAAGGUCGUUGGUUAUUUCUUUUAUUAUUAUUAUAUGGCGGAGUGCGUAGUCUCCUUCUGCGUAUUUUAUUUCGCAUUGAAAAAGUUUCUAACAACUUGUCAUCCCUAUCUCUACUAUACUUCUUAUUUUUGGUUUCGGUAAUUUUUUCAUCUAAUUUCUUUAUAUUGUUUUGAAGGACAUCCUCUCUCUCUCUCUGAAUUCUUUGCUUUCAAACUCUAAGGGGGGAUUUGUAUCCAAAUCAAUUAAUUCUGACUCUAAUUUAUUUUGCAUAUCUUUCGAAUAUUUAAUAAUAAGUUGAAUUAAUUGAAACGAACAAUUCAUAAGAAUUUCAUCCCACUCUUGUAAAAAGAGAUCGUUCUCCAAUCCAAAUGCUGGAGUUUUAUCUAUCCUCAAACCCCUAGGGACAAGGCCUUGAGGUAAUUCUCCAAGUAGGCUACCUCCCACCAUUUUUUUGUUUCAGCGGCUAGUAACCUUUCUUUCUUUUUAAAAAAUUCAUCCAGCCCCUUAAAAGGUUGUGGUUUAUCCCACUCCUGAAACAUGGCCUCAAAUGUCUUUUUUCGAUUAGUUGUAAAUUCGAUAAGAAACUGACAUUAGUGGCCAUACCUUAUCAAUUAAUAAUAGAUAUAUGUGUAAGAAGAAAAUGGGUAAAAGCAAAUAGUACAAAACAAUAUAAACACUACUAUAGAUAGUAACCGUAGUGAAAUAUAUACAAAUACUUAACUUAAAUAUUAUAGUGCAGCCUCCCAAGAUCGUUACCCAAAAAAGACGACCUUUUCAUAUAUAGAUAACCACAAACAACACAAAACUUCGGGAUACGGCUGAAAGUAAAUCUGAAAAGAACAUAAAAAUAUACAAAAUAGUGAAGUACAAUUAACACACUUUUAUGCGUUGUAUAUAGAUGCACUCACAGGAUUGUGUAGAAUAUAUCGCUCAUAGGGUGCCUCCCCCGAUUGAGAUGGGGGGCUAGUAAUCCCCUGGCUCCUUUUGAAAAUCCUUAAUAAUGCUCAGGACUCCAGACGGGCAAUGGUAGGAAAAAAGGAUUUUAUUGAUAAAAGGUGAAUAGUCACCAUCAAUAUAAAAUAUAAUUAAAAGGAAAACGGUAUGGUCCUACGCGUUUUGUUCUGUAAAGAACUUCAUCAGGGACCGUAUAUAAAAUAAAAUCAAUAUACAAUCAUAACAUAUAAAAAAAAUCUCCUAUUCCCCCCAUUCCCAAGUCCUCUUUAAAUAGGGCUAAUCCCUAUGUCCAUUGGUGGUUCCGUUGGUGGUGUCCAGUAUCCGUCACUUGAUUGGUUCCGUGGGGGAGCUGUUCAGCUGUUUCCCAUCCUUCUCGCAUUGCUGUAAUCAAAAUUGGCGCAUUCAGAUUGUACCACACUUCCGCGUUCCACUCGCGUUCCACAUGCGUUCCACCUGCGGCUCAUAUGCGUUACACCUUUGUUCCACUUCAACAUUAUUAUAUGAUCACAAAAUUCAAUAAAGAGCAAUAUAUUCAAUCUACUAGAGAAAAAUGGUAUUAGUAACUUCAUCAUUUGCAUAUUUUUUAUAUAAUUAAGCUUAUAACAAAUCACCAUUAUUUAAUUGCUAUAAUCAAACAGUGAGAAAAAAGUAUUUAUAAAAUGAGAAAUGUACAAACAUACAUAUUUUUUGGUUACAUAUAAUCCAAUCACCAAAAUUGUUUUUCUUUCCUUCUUCUCUUUCUUUUUGUAAUAUUUAAAGUGUAAUAUACACAAUUAAACUAUGUGGUAUAUAUUAAUACUCAUUAAUUAUUAAUAUAUAAUUAGUGCCAAAGUGCUAAUAUAGAAAUAAUAAUAAAUAAAUCUUAUAAUGUUCCUAUAAAAAUCUCCAAUAUUAAAUGGAGUUACACAUAUAUCUAAUAUUUCAAAUAAUUGUAAUAUGGACGUAUUUUAACCCAUUAUUUUCUUAUUUUUUGUUAUUAGAAUUCAAAUGACAAUAACCCCAAAAAAUACAUAAAACAUAAAAGUGUUUGAAAUAAGUAAUUAUAUGGAUCUUAGUCCAAAAAACAUACACCUGAAUUUGACCCCUUCCUUGUUACCUUUCUGACCAAAUAGGGGAAAGACCCCCGUAAGGGUCUAGAACUGGGUCUGCAAGCCACUCAAGAUAAGAUGAUGGAUGUGGCGGGCCCGCUCAUACAAUUCUUCAUUAUAGCAGACGAGGCUUUAUCAGGUGGCAUGUUUGACGCACAUAUGGUGCGAGAAUGGGCACAAAGGGCCUUAUGCCUUUUAGGCAAUGCCAAUGUGGCGAUAUCAACAGAACGGCGGAAGGCUGUCCUUUAUAAAAUCGAUGCCAAGCUUGCCGAACUGGGCACUAAAGAACUUGGUCCAGAGGCUCAAGGCAUGUUAUUUGAAAAUAAGUUCAUAAAAGAUCUAAGUAAACACGUCUCUAUAUUUACUACGCUGACAAAAGCACAAUCCUCCAUUCGCAAGGUGUUUCGCACUCAGCGUUUUUCCGGGAGAGCUGGUCGCUAUAGAGGCUGAGCGACUGGCAGAGCCGCCUUCACGGGCAAUACCCGAUUCCCCCACAGGCAAUUUUUCCCCUCUCGCGGAGCUAUCCGAGGACGUGGAUCCGCUUCCCUCCGCGGUCGCACUGCUACAGGUAAUGGACCUUCCUUAUUCUCAUAUUCCUAUUGCAGGCCGGUUAACCCUUUUUUCCCAACAGUGGUCUCAACUCACCCGGGAUCCUUGGAUUCUUCAGACGGUGUCCGGGUUCCACCUGGACUUUUCAGGCGAACCAAUACAAAAUUCUCCUCCUACCCCGAUCAAGAUGUCAUUGUUAGACGAGUCGACUCUACAGAGCGAACUCAACGAUCUAUUCACCAAAGGUGCGAUCGAAAGAGUUGUUGGCCCACAGAUCUUCAUAAGCAACAUGUUUCUAGUCAAGAAAAAAAAUCAGGAGAUCUACAACCUGUCAUCAAUCUGAGAGAUCUGAACAGGUUCAUCACAUACCAUCACUUCAAAAUGGAGGGGAUCCAUUUAUUGAGAGACCUACUCUCCGAGGGAGAUUGGUUUUCCCGCUUCGAUCUAAAGGAUGCAUAACUCACUGUGCCGGUAACACCAGCCCACCGCUGCCUCCUUCAGUUUCGUUGGGAACAAGCACUAUGGUGGUUCACCUGCCUCUCCUUCGGCCUAUCUUCUGCACCCUGGUGCUUUACCAAACUAAUGAAACCAGUGAUGGCAUAACUGCACUCCCAAGGAAUCCGUUCCAUAAUUUAUCUGGACGAUAUCCUCCUCAUGGCACAGGACCAAGAAACUCUUCACCUUCAUACAAGCAUGACCUCCGCUCUGUUGCAGAACCUUGGCUUCGUGAUCAAUCACCAGAAAUCAUCUCUCACACCGUCCCAGGCGAUACAAUUCCUGGGAUUCAAGAUAGACUCUGUUCAGGCAGUCCUUCAACUUCCGGCAUCCAAAAUCAAAUCCAUAAAAAAAGACAUUCGGAAGUUACUGAUAUCACCAUACCUCUGCCUGCGAGAUCUAGCCCGCAUCAUCGCCUUGCUCUCCGCCUCAAUACAGGCUAUAUUCCCUGCCCCACUGCACUACCGGGCAUUGCAAUGCCUGAAGACCCAAUAUUUACAUCAGUCGAUGUCUUACGAACAACAGAUCACACUCACAGACGAAGUCCGGCUCGAACUCCAUUGGUGCUACACCACAUGGACGCUUGGAAUGGAAGAGCCAUUUUCGGAUCCCAACCCGACUUCAUUAUGGAAUCGGAUGCAAGUCUGCUCGGAUGGGGCGCAACUUGCUCGGAAAGCUCUACAGGAAGACUCUGUUCCCACUCGGAACGAGCACUUCAUAUCAAUUGCCUCGAACUGAUUGCAGGCUCCUUCGCAAUCUGCAGUUUCGCCAAGGAUGUCUACAAUUGUUCCGUGGUGCUGAAGAUGGACAAUGUGUCAGCGGUUCGUUACGUGAAUCAUCUAGGAGGUUCCAAAUCGAAGAUGCUCUCAGACCUGACCAAAGAAUUAUAUCAGUUCUGCCUAGACAGGAAUAUCUCCCUACGGGCGGAAUAUCUACCGGGAUCAGACAACCUUGUCGCAGACUGGUUCUCCCGACAUUGGAGGGACUCCAGCGAUUGGCAACUGAAUCCACAGAUAUUUCACCAUCUCCAGAUCUGGCGGGGGCCAUUCAACCCGGACCUCUUUGCAUCUCGCCUCAACAGGAAGACGGACGCAUUUUACAGCUGGUUGCCGGACCCAGCGUACCUUGCAGUCGAUGCCUUCUUACAGAUGUGGCCGAUGUCCAGGGCAUAUGCGUUCCCUCCAUUCUCCAUGAUUCCACGCACACUACAGUACCUCAAAACUCAAGGUGUCAAGAUAACACUAGUGACCCCGCUAUGGCGGGCCCAACCAUGGUAUCCUUACCUCCUGGAAAUGUCAGUGGACUUUCCCCUGCUGCUACCCACCGCCUGCGAUCUCCUCAGGGACCCGGCAGGCAACUUUCACCCAUUGGCAAUCCAGGAUCAUCUCCAACUAAUGGUUUGGACUGUUUCAGGGGAUCUUGGAAUGUCUCAGGCCUUUCGACAACUGCUCAGGGACUCCUUUGGGAUUCAUGGGCCCCUGGAACCAGACGCUCUUACAUCUCUGCAUGGCGUCUCUGGAGUUGCUGGUGUUUGGAAAGGAACUUUGAUCCCUUUUCAACAUCUAUAAUUAAUAUUAUCAAUUUCCUGUCAUCUCUGUUCGACCAGGGUAAAUCCUACCGGACUAUUAACGUGUUUCGGUCUGCUAUUUCUGCAGCGCACGUUCCUAUCGAAAGUUCUUCAGUAGGCAAACACCCUUCUAUGUGUAGACUCUUGCGGGGCAUCCGCAUCGCUAGACCCCCGACUCCCAAAUAUAAUCAAUUCUGGGACGUGGCCAUCUUGCUCACGUUCUUAGAAGCUUGGCCGGACAACGAGGCGCUCUCCCUACGCCAAUUGUCAGCCAAAUUAGCUCUCCUCCUUUGCUUAGUCUCCUUCCGAAGAGUUUCCGACAUCAGGGCUUUCAACUUUCAUGCCCUCGAUUUCACACCGGAAGGGUUGCACUUUCACAUCACUAGACGCACCAAGACCAACUCAUCUACGGUGAGCUACACCUAUUUUUCGGAGAAACACCUCCUUUGCAUAGCCCGGUGUAUAAGACACUAUAUCUCUUGCACUACCCCUCUCAGGGCACCUACUGGGCCCCUCCUGGUAUCUUAUGUGCGACCACACAAACCAGUCUCGUGCCCUACCAUUGCACAUUGGAUUAAAUGGCUACUAGCCCUGGCUGGCAUUGAUGUGUCUUUCGGAGCUCACUCGGUUAGAGGCGCAGCCGCCUCCUCUGCACUCAUAGCUGGAGGUUCCCUAGCGGAGAUUCUAUCCUCCACUGAUUGGUCUAGAGAAUCCACCUUCCGUACCUUUUAUUUUAGACAUUCUCCACACGCUUCUCUGUCCAUGCUAUCUAUGUGUUAAAAUAGCAAAUAUGAAGCCUCCUGUCUUGCCAUAAAAUUCGGGAUUAUUCUAACUCAUAGUGACCGAAUAAUCUAAAUUUUAUUAAAGACAGGAGGCGAAUAUUUUCCCACCCUGGAAUAUCUUUACCCACCCUUCUAGGUAAGUAUCUCGUACUAUCUCCAGAUCUAACUAAGUCACUAGCAUCCUCUCCUUUCUCUAGCCUAUACUCAUUAAUUCAUUAUUAUAUGCUAAACCCGCUCUCAAAUUGUACAUUAGUUUUAUUAUAUUCUAUGUGUGUCACUCGCUCUAUAUACCACACAGUUAAUUAUCAUAGGUUAGAGCAGGGGUAGGCAACCUUUUAGCAGCACUGUGCCGAUAUAGGAUUGUGAUGUCCCGUAGUGUGCCGGCCCCAUUUUGUUUUUUUUUAAAUUGAGGUGUGUAUGCUGCCGUAUUCUGCUUGUGUUAUUUAUACUGUAAUUGCUUUGUAUCGUUGUAUUUGUGCAUAUAUGAGCUAUUAUAAUAUAUAUAUGUUCAUGAGUAGAUUGUGGUAUCGUGUAUGGUACAUAUGAAUGUGUAUGGGGGCAGCUUGGGGAAUUGUGUGUGUGUGUGGAUGGAUAUGUCACAUUGUGUGUUUUAGUAGUGUGUGUAUGUGUGUGGGGGCUGUUUGGGGUAUUGCAUGUGAGAGGCUGCAUGUGGGGUUGUGUGCAUGUAUGUGGAUUGUUAGUGGUGUUGCAUUUGUGCGGAUUGUGUGUAUGUUUGUGCUGAUUGUGUGUAUGUUUGUGUGUGGGCUGUCCGUAUUAUUUGUAUGAGGGGAGGGUCUUUCUGCAUUUCUGUGUAUAUCUAGCAGUGUGUGUGGCUUCCCUGGGUUCCAGUAAGGACCAUGUUGGCCAGGUACAGGUCAAGGACCGGAGCUGCAACAACAACUGCGAGCUGCUCUACUGCAGUGUGGAUGCCCAUUCACAAGUGCUGGAAUGAAGUGCUCUGAGAUCACUUCCUCUACAUGCUGCAAUGCAUAAAUUGAGGAUUGUCCUUCACCACCUCUUUGUAUUAGCAGAUAUCUGAAGUUUUACUGGAACUCCUGAUAGGCCAGAGCCUGUUUGGCUCUAGCGGCCUUGAGUGCCGUGCAAAGGCACCUCAAGUGCCAUGCAUGGCACUAGUGCCGUAGGUUGCCUACCCCUGGGUUAGAGCUUACACUUAAAUUGGAAGCCAGUUUCACAGCAUUUAAUUUGAUUUUCUCUUGCCAAAGAGACCAUACUUUCACGAUGUUUCUCUUUCCUCCUAGUGUGAAGAUCACUUGUCUUUUGUCUCAAAUCUCCCUGCGGGUUGAACACUGUCUUCAUCCUAUCGGAUACCUACACCGUUACCUACUCAUCGUUCUAAUGGUUCUACGUUUACAUGGUUGACUCUACGGCUGUUCGACUACAUCAAGAAAGAGGAAUUGGGAGGAGCCUGAUGGCAGUUUAUAUUACUGUGAUGCUUGCUGAUUGGUUAAACUUUUUACACUGCUGUUAACUGUUUCUUUGCUGCUGGGAGUAAAUAAGCAAAUAUUCGCCUCCUGUCUUUAAUAAAAUUUAGAUUAUUCGGUCACUACGAGUUAGAAUAAUCCCGAAUUUGAGUGUAUAGUAUAGCUCUUUAUUACUUUCAUUAGUUCCUCAAGAUAUAUAAUUUGGUUUUCUAACGUGAUAAUCACGUCAUCCGCGAAUAGCGAUAUUUUAUAUUCCUUGUUAUUUAUUUGAAAUCCUUUGAUUUUAACAUUACCUCUAAUAUCGUUGGCCAAUACUUUUAUAGAUAAUAUGUAUUGUAAUGGGAAGAGGGGGCAUCCCUUUCUAGUCCCGUUUGAGAUUGUGAACCAGUCUGAGGAUAUCCCCCCUCCAAUCGUUCUUGCUUUAGGAUUCAUAUACAAAGCCCAAGUUGCAUCAAAUAUCCACCCUUUUAGACCGCAUUUAAUGCAGACGGUUUUGAGGAAGUCCCAUCUGGCCCUGUGACAGGGCCAGAAAUGGGACUCCAGUUUUUUCCACAUUUUCUAAGAUGUUGAUCAUUCUUCUAAUAUUGUUAGAAGAUGAUCUUCCUUUAAUGAACCCUGUCUGAUCUUUGUGAAUCAGAUUUUCUAUUAUUUUUUUUUCUACUGGCCAAAAUGGAUGCAUAGAUCUUUGUAUCUGAAUUCAUUAAUGAUAUUAGUCGAUAAUUUAUUACAACUUUUUUUUUUUCUGGUUUUAAAAUAGGAAUAAUACAAUACAUACAACAGGUGGAUCACACGUCUUGAUGCAUCUAAAAAAGACACAAAAUAAUAUAGUGCAAUAUUGCCAAUAUAUAUAAUAUAAAGAUGGUCUGGAGAUUAAGUACUCACAAGCCUGGAGCCAAAUAAUGGCUCUCAUGGUGUCACGGUAGUAUACCCCAACAAGCAAGAUUUAGUCCAAUGAGAGACAAGAUAGCAAGAUAUGUCUUACCGGGCUUUAGAAUGGCCGGACUCGACGUAAACAGGGAAAAGACAGAGUCAAGAAUGAGCCAUGGUCAAGGGAACAGAGAGACAGCGAAAACAAGAACUAGCCAAGGACUGGUACACAGGAGUCAGGAAACCGGCGAACAAGACAAAGCAGGGAUAAAGAGAAAAACGGAGUCAGGAACAAAUCCAAGGUCAAGCACGAAAAAAGCACUACUACAUGAAGCAAGCACUAAAGGGAACUGAAACAGAAACCACGAUAGGGCAGGGAGCUAAGGGAAAGGUGAGUAUAAAUACCUUAUAGAUUAAUUUGAUUGGCCCCUGUCAUAUCCACGCCCCCAAAACGUGAGUGUAUGGGGAAUGUGGAAUGACAUGGGCCAAUGGGAGACCUUUUUGAUUUUCAGCUCCCACUGUCGCUUUAAAAGCACGCCUGAUAAGUGCGGAGCGCUCCCAGUGUCAGGCGAGUCAUGUGGCCGAGCCACGUGCAGUUGUAGGACUGCGCGCUGCGGGGGAAAGAGGACCUCGCCCGGCCCCUGGAGAGGGUAAGUACCGCUACACAUGGGUGGUGCAGUGGGACUUUUCAAAAGGAUGUCCCCGUCCUUCUUCCAUUUUUAUUUCUCAGGAUAAAUAGAAUGGAGUUGAGCUGUACAAGCAGGGUAUUCUUCAAAAAUUACUUCACUAAUCCAAGUAGGGAAUAAAAUGAAAUUAAAGGUGUACCAGAUAUAGUAAAAACCAAUAAAAUCGGUAUAAAUGAAUAAAAUGACAAUAGGACUCAAUCAGUCCAAGUAAAGUCCUAUACCGAUUUUAUUGGUUUUUACUAUAUCUGGUACACCUUUUAUUUCCUACUUGGAUUAAUAAAGUUCUCUUUGAAGAAUACCCUGCUUGUACAGCUCAACUCCAUUCUACUUAUCCUGAGAAAGCUACAAUAACAUCUGGAAGAAGGACAGGGACAUACUUUUGAAAAGUCCCACUGCACCACCCAUGUGAGCCAUAUGUUUUUAUUUGGCUCCAGGCUUGUGUGCACUUAAUCUCCAGACCCUCUAUAUAUUAUAUAUAUUGGUAAUAUUGCACUAUAUUAUUUUGUGUCUUUUUUUAGAUGCAUCAAGAUGUGUGAUACACCUAUUGUAUGUAUUUUAUUUUUGUAUUUCUUAGAGUGCUAUAAAGGAUUCCAACUCAGGUGGACUGUAGCACUCUUUGCUACCACACUCAUUUAUUCUUAUCGCAUGCAAAUAAUAAUAAUGUUUGCACAUGACAUUUCUUCUGGUAGAGACUUCUGUUUUACCAUCUCAUUGAAUGCAUUGGUUAUUUCCUUGAUUAUAUCGUCUUUGAAUGUUUUUUAAAAUAUAUUUGGGAAGCAAUCUGGGCCAGGUGUUUUAUCUUUUAAUAAAUCAAUAGCUGUUGAUAUUUCUCUUUCUGUAAAAGGGGUAUUUAGCUCUUUAAGUUUUUCUUUUGUUACAGUUUUCAUCUUUUUAUUUCUAGAGGAUUUUCUACGUUGUUUCUCAUGGUCGGAGAGUUAUAUAGAUUUUGCUAAAAGCAAUGAAAUGCUUCUCCUGUUUUUUGAGGAGUAAGUUGUGGACCCUCUUCAGUUAUAAUUUUGUGAAUAUAGUUUGUAGUUUUUUCCCCCUUAACUUUAUUUGUUAACAUUUAAUGAGCCUUAUUACAUAUAUAGUAUCAUUUGUUUUUCAGGAAUUCCAUAUUUCUAAUUGUUAGUAUUCUCAAUAUAUUGUUUAUUUGACUCUUUAUGUUUUCUAUUUUUUGGGAUAAAACAAUAGUAGGUAAUUGUUUGUUUUUUCUGCUAGUUUAAUAUAAAGAUAUAAAUAACUCCGAGAGAGGCAAUGCUGUUUUGUUUUUAUUUUGUGCUCCAAUUUUUAUUAGAUGGUCUCUUAUUACAGCAAUAGAAGAAAUAUCUCCAGGCACUCAGGAUGUUAAAGUCGCAGGCAAUUUUAUUAAAACAAAAAAGACAGCAACGUUUCGACCUAACGAGGUCUUUGUCAAGUCUUAUUACAGACUUAAAAGUGCACCAGAUCAUUGGAACUGGGACUUCAUUAUUGUUAUUGUAUAUAAAAUAGUCUUUGAUUUUUUCUUUUAUUAAUUUUAUAUUUUGUUUAUUAUUUAAUAUAUAUUUAUUUAGAUGCCAAUUUGUUCUUUUACCAUUUUUUAUAUUCUUAUUUAAUUCUAUUAUUACUGCAUUAUGGUCUGACCAUGUUGUCUCCCUUACUUCUAUUCUUUUAAUAUGUUUGGUCAGAUUUAUAUUACCCAAGAAAAAGAUCUAUCCUUGAAUAAGAGUGGUACGUCUUGGAAUAACACGUACAGUCUUUCUCUAUUGGGUGAUCUAUUCUCCAUAGAUCAAAAAAGUUAUAAUUUUGAGUUGUAUUGACUCAUUUAUAUUUAUGUUAUUUUUCAUUGAUCUUAUACUUGAAACUCUGUCCAUCUUUGCGUCUGGUGUGCAAUUAAAGCCCCCACCUACUACUACCAUUCCUUGUUUAAUCUUAGCAAAUUUAAAAAAAAUAUAUAUAUAUAUACGACUGUUUGAAGAUGGAAACCGCUCCGUGAAGUGAGCAAUUUGGAGCAGUUUGUUUUUAACCGCUCUUCUCUGCCCUUGCUGUAGAGUGAGUUGCCAUAGGAUCCCAGGUGUGUGAGCAGCCAGCAGAGUGUUCCGGAACACAGAGGCUGCUAGAUGAAACACAUUCUCUAAACUGCUGUCAUUCCUACAGUUUUGAUAACACAGAAGUGAGCACUAUCACAUUUAACCCCUUGAGGAUGCGGGACGUUCUAUGCCAUCCUUAAGGAAGCGGCUCUAAACGCCGCAGGGCGGCAUAGAACGUCCCCAGUGUCCUAUGUACUUACCGGGUUGCCGGCAAAUCACAUGGAUGGCAUAGCUGUCCAAGGCAUUGCCAGCAGGGGGAGUGCCUGUAAUGACGGUACUCCCCCUGCUGUCUGUAAAAAAAAUUAAAACAUACUAAAACUGUUGAAAAUUAAAUAAUAUAUACUUAGAUCAUAUAUAUAUUUUUAUUAUAUAUAUGAUCUAAGUAUAUAUAUACACACACACAUAUACACACAUUCACAUACACUGUCUAAGUGUAUUUUAAUAUUAAUAUAUAUGAUAUUGACUAAAUAUAUAUAUAAUUGUCAUUAUAUAUAUAUAUUUAUAUAUAAUAUAAAAUAAAUAAAUAUGUAAAUAUGUAAAAAAAUAAAAUUAAAAAAAUAAAAAAUAAAUAAAUAUAUAUACAUGUGUAAUUUCGUUCUAACUGUAUUUUAAAAUUAAUAUAUAUAUAUAUAUAUAUAUUGAUAUCAAAAUACAUGUAGAACGAAAUAAUAUAUAUAUAUAUCUAUAUAGAUAAGUAUAUACGUAUAUAUCACUAUGUAUACGUAUAUAUAAAUAAAAAUUAUUUUAAAAAAUUAUAUACAUAUAUAUAUAUAUAUAUAAAUGUUGAAAAAAGGCUUGCACUCACAGUCUUUUUUUAUUUUAAAAGGUUCCUUUAUUUCAUUCCUUUAAAAUACGAACGACGUUUCAGCCAGCAUCCGUGGCUUUCAUCAGGAUCAAUACAGAAAAAAAGACCGUGAGUGCAAGCCUUUUUUCAACAUUUAUAUAUUUAUUCAUGGCAUUGGCUAAAGUGCACCCGGCAUUUUUGUAAUUUAAAGUGUGUGUGCAAGGACACAGAGAGACAUUAUUUAUAUAUAUAUAUAUAUAUAUAUAUAUAUAUAUAUAUAUAUAAAUAUACAUAAAUAUACAGGGUAUCCUUGCACUCACGCUUGUAGACUGGUGUAGGCCGGGUGCUUGUAAUCCAGGAAAAAUAUUCAUAUGGUGAAUAGUGAUCAGCACUCUCGGGCUUUAGAAGGUUAAAACUUACAGUUUAUUGAAAAUCCAUUAAAAGAUCAACGUUUCAGUUCCAGUCUGGAACUUUCAUCAGGAUCAGGCAUACAUACCAAGUAAAAACAGUGCAUUUAUAUACCUAAAGUAUAAGUGAAAUUAGACAAAAAUGACUUACCCCUGUGCUCUGAGUGGUGGGUGUGGAGCCCCUGGCAUCUACCAUCAUUCCGUGCGCAGGCGCGGACGUGGCCACGCCCCUACGUGCCGUGAUGACGUCACGCGUUGCCGCGGCAACGCUAAAGUCACAUGGGAUAUAAAGCCAGGAAGUGACUAGUAGUGAAUUGCAUGUGUAUCCGGUUGCUAUAGCAACCCUGCUAAAUCACAAAACCUAUUAAAUUCAAUCGAAAUCUCACUUUACAAGUCAAAUCAUCCUGUAAAAAGAAAUAUUGAGGAUGGAAGAUCUAAUAAUAUGUUAAUAUGAAGUGAUACUAGUAUGCGUUGAAAGUGCAUACUUAUACUUUAGGUAUAUAAAUGCACUGUUUUUACUUGUUAUGUAUGCCUGAUCCUGAUGAAAGUUCCAGCUAGGAACUGAAACGUUGAUCUUUUAAUGGAUUUUCAAUAAACUGUAAGUUUUAACCUUCUAAAGCCCGAGAGUGCUGAUCACUAUUCACUAUAUAUAUAUAUAUAUAUAUAUAUAUAUAUAUACACACACAAGUAUAUAUAUAAUAAUUCUACAUAUAUAUCUAUGUAAUAAUUUUACAUAAUUAGGUCAUUUUAUUAAUUACAAUUUGCAGGACCUGCCUAACAACCCAGGCCGAAAGUACAGGGAAUUUAAUUUGCUAGCACUAUAUUUAACCCUGUAACUUUCCAAGACACCAUAAAACCUGUACAUGGAGGGUACCAUUUUACUCGGAAGACUAUACUGAACACAAAUAUUAGUGUUUCAAAACAGUAAAAUGUAUUACAAUGACGAUAUUAUCAGUGAAAGUGACAUUUUUUGCAUUUUUCACACACAAAUGGCACUUACACUGACGAUAUAAUUGUUGUGAUAUGUUUUACUGUUUUGAAACACUAAUAUUUGUGUUCAGCGAAGUCUCCCGAGUAUAACAGUGUGACGGACCGCUGGCACUCCGACCGAGUACCUCCGCCAAUUGAUGCUCCUAGUGCUCGCUGAGGACUCCAAGCACUCUAGCCGACACCAUCAGCACUGCAGACCCCACUUCCAGCGAUGCAGCUGCGCCGGGGUUUCGCCGUCUCCACCCACCCUGGACCCAAGGCCAGGAUCCAGCUUCCAGUGGGUGAAUCUCUCUUUCCCCAGAGAGCGUCGCAGGAACAAGCUCUUAGCAGAGCUUAGUGAUCAUACCCUGGGGAGUAUAGUGAUUAUUGCAAUCCCCAGAGUGUAGUUCUCCAAUCCCCCAAACAUGAGCCACGGCUUCAAUAAAGGUACAAGAUGAUCUGAUUUUAAUGACCACACACUGGCUUUUAUGCAAGUCCCCAUGCAAGGGGACAUCCCACAGGGUGGGAUACAGUACAACCAAUCGUUUACAGGAAAACCGUAAAACACACCCAGCCCCAACAUACAAUCCCUCCCCUCUGCCUGUGAUAUAAUUACUCAACACAAUUGGUUAAUGUAAUUUAUCACAGGCAGGAAAAAUACACUUUUUACACAUAUACUGUAACUUUAAAAAUAUGCAUCAUAUUCACAUAAAACAUACAUAUUCUGAAUCAGCAUACUUUAAAUAUAAACAUAACCAAAAUCAUGCAAAUCCUUCCAUUAGUUCAAAAGUUAGUCGGAGGUCCUUUGUGACCGACAGCAGGCAUAUUUUCCUGCCCAAAACAGUUCCAUGGAUUUGGGCUGUGCGGUCGGUCUAUUUUACACCGAGAAAAUGACUAUGUCCCAUUCGAACGAGCGUUUGAAUCUUCGAACAGGACUUAGUCUCCAGCUGCAGUGUCGAAGUAGAGUAGAACGUACGGGUCAGCGGUGUUCAUGUAAUUGGGUAGCCGAAAACGGUUCCAUAGAUUUGGUUGCACACACCGCUGACCGCAUUUGAAUGAGUUAAAAUGGCCGCCACCACGUGUUCGUUAUUCAAAUGGCAGCCACUUCGACGACUUCGACGACUUAGACAACUUCAAGAACUUCGACACUUCGACGACUUCGGCACUUCACCUGCAUCUGAAGUGCCAGUUUGAAAGUACAAAUCCUUUCUUUAGGCGUUAAAGGGCCAGAACCAGCAAUAUAAGCCUCCAGUAUGCCCACAUCAGUUCCUAGAAGGGCAAUACAUCCCAGGGCCAUAGUCGCAGAGCAGGAGGCUUGUAAAUAGGCCCCUCCAAAACCAGUGGCGAGGUUACUUUCGCCACAAACAGUACCCCUCAUGUACAGGUUUUAUAGUGUUUUCAAAGGUUACAGAGUCAAAUAUAAGGCUUGUGUUUAAGUUUUUUCACAUUGAAAUUUGCCAGGUUGGUUAUGUUGCCUUUGAGACCGUACGGUAGCCCAGGAAUGAAAAUUACCCCCAUGAUGGCAUAUGAUUUGCAAUAGUAGACAACCCAAGGUAUUGCAAAUGGGGUUCAGUCUUUUUUUAGUAGCCCCUUUAGUAGUCACAAACACUGGCCAAAAUUGGCGUUCAAAUUAAUUUUUUGCAUUUUUAAAUAUUAACACUAACUUUGGCCAGUGUUUGUGACCAAGUGGCUACUAAAAAAGACUGGACAUAUUUGCAAUACCUUGGGUUGUCUACUUUUGCAAAUGGUAUGCCAUCAUGGGGGUAAUUCUUAUUCUUGGGCUACCAUACGGUCACAAAGGCAACGUAACCAAUCUGGCGGAUUUCAAUGUGAAACAACUGAAAAAUGUAACACGCUAUAUUUGACUCUGUAACUUCCCAAAACACCAUAAAACCUGUACAUAGGAGGUACUGUUUUACACGUGAGACAUCGCUGAAUACAAAUAUGUGUAUUUUAUUGCAGUAAAAGCAAACAGUAUUAUGACAUUCACAGUUGGAAUGUCACGUAGAACAAAAAAAAAAAUUUAAUUCUUAAUUUUCCCAAUUUUUUUAUAUUUUAUUCAUAUUAACUUAUGUUUCAUACCUAAAUAUUUGAUUUUAAAUGAAAGCCCUGCUUCCCCUGAAUAAAAUGAUAUAUAAUAAGUGUGGGUGCACAUAAUAAGAGGCGAAUUACGCCUGAACAUACACAUAGCGCAAAUUCCAGUUUUUGUUUACGUUUUGUUUUGAUCACAACGUGUACAUUUGGCUCAAUCUUUAAGGGGUUAAUACAUAUAUUUCCAUGUUAGUCAAUUUGUUAUACCUGUAACAGAAAAACAGUAAAAUACAAUGUUACAACAAUACAGUUAAUCAAUGUUUCAUAAAGCUACUCUGCCAAGUCCAACCUUUCCACAGUUACUCCAACCACUACAACCACACAACAGUUACUCAAGCCACUCCCCCCAGUUACUCCGCCCACUCCAGUUGUAGACUACUGGUGAAGGCAAGAACACUUCACACAAUUUCCCCAGAAAUUUUAGAUUUUCUAGUUAGUAUUGUAAUUUUUUUUCUUUUAUUUCAGAAUUAUUUUUUGUGUUAUCUCUGUUUGGAUUUGCAAGAAUAAGGAAUUUAAACAGGAUUUUAAAUAGUCUGGCAGAACUGUUGAUCUACAUCCCCAGAUUUUUCCAGGAUAGAUAUUGUAUCCUCUAAAGAUUUAUCCUGAAAAUCCUUUUGGGGUUCAUCAUUUCUAUAUUUCUCAGAGAUACUUUUCAUUGAUUGAGGAGAGAAGAAGUUACUUGAAUGUCUUUUUUCUAUUUUACUCUCUAUUUUUUCUCUUUUUCUCUCUCUUUCUUUGUUGUAUUUUUUUUAAAUCAAUUUUAAGCCAUUGUUUUUUUGUCAAGCUUGUUCUUUUUAGUGCUUUUAUCGCUUUUAUUGCUUUUAUCACUUCCCCUCUCUCUCUCUUCCGCCUCCCUCCCUUCCUUCAAUUGAUCAAACUGGCAGAGUUUUUUUUAUUAUUAUUAUUAUUUAUUUUUUUCCUUCCUUAUUUCCUCUUUUUUUUUUUUUAAGUGCUUGUAUUUCGAAUUUCUUUGUUUACACGCUACACUGCUUAUUUUGGUAAUCAACCAAUUGUUACGCUACUUGGGGUGAUUUGGAUUGGAACUCAACUGCAGCUUGUAAACUCCCUAAUUACAAUAGUGAAGAAACUGAGAAUCUUUAACCCCUUAAGGACCAAACUUCUGGAAUAAAAUGGAAUCAUGACAUGUCACACGUCAUGUGUCCUUAAGGGGUUAAAGUAUCAAUACUAUAGCUUUAAGAAAAGAGAGAAUUGCUGGUAACUUGAUUCAAACGAAGUUUUAAUAAGUGUUAAACUUAAAUGAAUUGCAUUUAGGCAAUAAUCCAAUAAGAGGAAGUGCAAGUAAUCAACAACAGAAAGUUCAUUAAUAAGUAUUUCCUCAAAGAUGCAUUAAGUAACAUUCUUUAAGUUCAUGAGAAUAAUCUUCAAUAGAAACAAUAAGUAAGUAGCUAAGAAUAUUUGCAAAGCAGGAACAGUUCAUAGUUAAUAAGCAUGAUGAGAGUUGUCCUCCAUGUAAUUAGUAGUUUGAAGCAUUGAGUGUCUUUGCAAAGCAAGAAACAGUUCAUAGUGAAUAAGCAUGAUGGGAGUUGUCCUCCAUAUAUUUAGUAGCUUGUAGCAAUAUUGUAGACAAAUAGCUGAAAGAUAUACUUAAGGUUAAUCUGAGUAGUCCUCCAAAACUUCAGAGAUAUGGUCCACUUGUAAAGUAGCAAAGUAUCCGUUCUCCAGUAAUCCUUUUUGGCAUGCAGCAAUCCUUGCAUUGGCUCAAGGCUGGAAUGGCUUGUCUGAGCUUGUGGAGAGGUAAGUCUGGUGGAAGUAGCUGCCAGUAGCUGAGCCUGUGGAGCUCGCGGAGGCAGCUCACACACAAUCACCAAGCACCCUCUCUCUGGCCCAGUCUCCCUAAAUACCGUCAGAGCUGUGUCAGAGGGGGGCGGGGUCCGGCUCCUCACAGCUGAGUGCCGAACCCGGAAGUGUUACUCCAUGACACCAAUAUGUAUUUAGGUUAGUUGAGAUCAUGCUAAUUCCCUAAUUGUUUAUUAGCUUAUUUUUGUAAUUGCAACACUUUUACAAACAAAGUAACAGCAAAAGUAACUUUUUAACCGCAAAGGUUAUUGCUUACUCCUUUUAGAUAAAUUGUAUCCAGUGUAACAAAUCUUCAAUUCAGCCUGUGUUGAGUCGCAGAGCUCCUCCUCUCUUGCUCUGUUAAUCUGCGUCAGUUUCAAAUCUUCCAGGUUCCGGAGCAGGCUGUCCAGCCUCGUAAGUAGCGGAUUCUCAAGCUUUUAGUGGAGGUUUUUCAUAAAGAUUUAUGUAUGAAUUGUAACGACUAUAAAAACAGCGUCUCCUCAUUUCUCUAUUAGCUCGGGUCUCUCGAGGCGGGGCUCCCGUAGUUCAGUAUUAUAAAGGGGAGAAAUUAACAACAAAUGAGACAAAUUAUUACAAAUUUUGUCAAGAACAAUAGUUUGGCGAGGACCCCGAUCAAACAUUUUUCUGAUGUAGAGGAGAUUUGGCUGUCUAGAGCUGAGAUUUCAUAGUAACAAGUGAAAAUGCUAAUGGAAACACAAUGUAUCACUAUUCAUAUAAAAGAAAUGUAUUCUAAAAACUUUACAAAAAAUGCAAGAGCUUUAAAAAUCAAAUUAAUGAAAAAUACCAUGUGCAAAAUAACCCAAAUUAAAUUAAGAACCACAGCUCUUGAGAAAGGCAGACAUACUUGCCGAAACACGUGUCGAGCUCUAUGCUGAUACACUACUAUGUUUUUUAAAAAUGUUACCCUGUGGUAGAUUUCUCUGUUUGUUAUAGCUCUCUAGUGUCUUAUCGCUAAGUUCUAGUCAGUACUUUGGGGCUUACUAGGUAGGCUGCCUUAAAGCAGCAGUGUUAGCUCAAUGGUGAUUAUGGGCUGCCUUGAAGCAGCAAUGGUAGCUAGAUAGUGACUAUAGCCUCUAGUUUGCACUCUGCAGGCAGCUGGUCAGUCUACUGUGUGGGGGCUGAGAGCUUGAUAGCACAAGUUAGAAACUGUUUCAACGCUGCCUUAUUGCUUAGCCAUUUAUACAAUUUUACCUCCUGUUUUUUUUUCUUUGUUUAAGUUUCUCUUAAACCUGUUACAGCGUAUCCUCUAAGACCAUUAGAACUAUUCAUAUCAGUUAUCCUUCUUUGCUAACAAGGGCUCUAUACUUUAUUAUUGCAUGCAGCCAAGAGUAGCCACCUUUAUAGACCAGAGAACUUGUCACUUGGACACAGCAUGUUCAGCGUCUAAUUAUUAUAAGACACUUUGUUACCUAUAUUUGAGACAGAAGCAUGGAAUGAAUGCUCAUACUAUACUCAGAACCUGAUUUAAAAUAUAUAUAUGAGAGAUCUGUCUAUACAUACUGAUUUCAACCAAUAGUAUAUACCACAAGUAUUGCUCUAUAUAUACACAUUUAUAUGAUUAUUCUUACCCCAGGUUUUUAAAGGUGUAUUGCUGUUUUUUUUGUUUUACAUGUGUAAAAGGUGUACAAACCUUUUAUACAUGGAUUUGUUUAUGUUUUGUGUAUUUGGUUUUCAAUAAAGUCUCUUACCAUUUAUGAUAUUUUUAUAAUAGAGGUCCCAUCUAUUUUUCAUUUGGAGACCUAACCUCACUUUUUAUAUUUUUAAAUUGAGGACCACUUUCAUUUUAAACCAGAAUGUUUUUUUUAUCUUUAAACACACGCUGAUUAAUAAAAUGACAAGUUAAAGUGUAUUUAAGAUGUUUUGUGUAUUUCCAUUCAUGUAGUUGUUUUAAAUGUAUUUAUUUACUUUUUACGACAGGUAACAGCACUAAAAUGAAGUACCAGCCUUUAUUGAUUGGCUUAUAUGUGAUGGUCUUUUUCUUCAUUAUCAGCAUGUCCUAUUUUUACCAUAGCGUCUCAACGGUUAUUUCAAUGCCAGAGAUUAAAUUGCUUAGAGACGUGUUCAAAAAAAAAGAAUCAGUACAACUUCAACGGACUACAAUAGCCACAGCAAAAGAUACAGAGAGGUCUCUCACUGGUAUGUGGACAGUAAAUGUUAAUAAUCGUCUAGGUAAUUUAAUGGGAGAGUACGCCACACUCUAUGCACUGGCAAAACUGAAUGGUCGUGAAGCAUAUAUCUUGCCGGAAAUGCAUGCACAGUUAUCCAAAAUCUUUAAACUUCGACUGCCAGUGCUUCACUCAGAUGUUGUUAAGACCAUUCCAUGGAGAAAAUAUUGGCUUCAUGAUUGGAUGUCUCCAGAAUACAAUAAUAUCCAAGGGGAAUAUGUUCAAUUAACUGGUUGUCCUUGUUCAUUUACUUUCUACCAUCACAUAAGGGAUGAGAUUCUCAAGGAGUUUACUUUUCAUAAUUAUGUUAAAAAAGAAAGCAAUGAUUACCUUGCUAAAUUCCAGGGAGACCGGAAAAAUGUCACUUUUGUUGGAGUACACGUCCGAAGAGGAGACUAUGUGUAUGUAAUGCCAAACACAUGGAAAGGUGUAAUCGCUGACAAGGGAUACUUGCAGAAAGCCAUGGACUAUUUCAGAAACAAGUAUGAAAAUCCAUUGUUUGUGGUGACCAGUAAUGGUAUGGAUUGGUGCAAGAAGAACAUUAAUAAUUCAUUAGGGGAUGUCCACUUUGCUGGAGAUGGAAAGGAAGGUUCUCCUGGACGAGACUUUGCCCUCCUGGCACACUGUAACCACACUAUCAUGACUAUAGGGACAUUUGGCAUCUGGGUUGGAUAUCUGGUGGGAGGCGAGACAAUUUACCUUUCAAAUUAUACCUUACCCGAUUCUCCUUUUCUCAAACUUUUCAAGUAUGAAGCUGCUUUUCUUCCUGAAUGGAUCGGUAUUCCAGCAGAUCUCUCACCCCUUCUGAAAAAAGGCUAGAAAUAAUGCAAUAUCACAAAAUGUUGCAAUUAUUUAAAAAACAAAACAAAAAAAACUUGACAGCUGCAUUAAAGAAGAAGAAUCUGAUAUCGUUUUAGACUGUAAGGGAGAAAUACAUUUAUACAUUUGGAAAACAUGCUGCAAAAACUCUGAAUUCCUGGCCCUCAACCUUACAAACUCACGAUUAUAGAGUAUAAUGGAACUUCUAUUAGUUCUCCUUAGCUAAGCCUAGCAGUGCGGGGCUAUCUCAUUGGUUGAGAGUGUCAGUUGAUAAUAAAGUGUCAGCACUAAAAUGGUUUGACUACUAAUAAGUUGGAGGUGCCAGGACAGUCCUCGCACCACAACCAUCACAGUGUGCUGUAGCGAUUGUGCUGCUUAGACAGUUCCUUUUAAAAGGGUAACUCUGGAGGUAUUGUUAAUAAUUAUUUCAAACUACUGGGCUACUGCAUUAGUUCAUCUUAAAGCAGAAAUAGAUAUGUUGAACACAUUUCACUCCCAGCAUCACAAUCGACAUUAUCACUUUUCUUUGAUUACAUGGUGUGCUUUCAUCCAAUGUUACCUUCUUUUCAUUGUAAGAAUUAGUUAUUACCCACACACAUUGUUCUUUUCCUGCGGUUUCGGAUGGAAAUAUUCUCUUGUGAUAUAUUUACUAAUAUUUAACUUAAACUUUACUAUUUUCUGUUUUGUCUCUCACAUGUUCCCCAUUUAUUACUGUAAUAUUUACAUUUGUGAUCACUUGAAUGGUUUUCUGGAUUCAGGAGUGUCAAAUUGUUUUUUUUUAAUUAUUAUUAUUAUUAUUAUUUAAUUUAUUUUUUUUGUAUUCUUUAUGUGCAGUGAUAAACAAUGAAUAUGUGCACAUAAGUCAGCAACAAGAGCCAGAAUAAAACAAUAUACAGUCUACUUCAGACUAAUAACAGGUUGCACAUUUUUAGGUAUUAAUAACAUCAGGAACCCAGUUCUAUCAUGUUGAACUUAGAAGGUAUGAGAAAGGUCAUAGGGUAGAACUGUAGACACAUUAGAUCUCCUACACACUCUGGGUCCUCCACACACACUCACCUACACAUAAUAGACCCUGCUAUCAGUGGCGUCUCCAGCAUUCGUAUUUAGGGGGGCACAUGGGGAGCCAGUGACAAGUAGGGGGGCAAUUAUAAAACGUGUGUGUGUAUUAUAUGCAACUUUUUAAAUAUUAUAUGCAACCUUUUAAAAUAUUAUAUGCAACCUUUUUAAUAUUAUAUGCAACCUUUUUUAACAUGGAAUAACAUUUUUAUUGGAAAAAAUUGAUUUCUUGUUUUCAUUCCCUUCUUCAGCACACACAUUAUUGCAUAGAUUGGACUAGCUCUUGCACCCCUACUGCUCAGACGGGACUUGCACCUGCACACUACACCAUUAUUAUUUCUGAAUAGGGAAAUUGCAUUUUAAACACAAUUGAAAAAUACACUGUUCAUAUCCUGGACACAUAUAAAAAGGAAAUAGGGC